AUGUUCCAGGCCUGGCGUGUAGGCAAGACGGAAGCAAAGGGAGAUGCCAAUCAAUGGCUGGACUACAACCAAAGCCACACCCAACAGUUCUUCAUUGCUGGUGGAGAGCUGGGGCUCAAACACGUCUACACAGAGCUCUCUGUUCUCCUCCUGGUGGUCUACCUUCUAGUAGUUAUUGGUAACAGUGUGGUUUGCAUUGUAGUGGUGCUGGAGACCAAGCUGCACACACCCAUGUAUAUAUUCCUCGGCAAUCUCUCCAUGGCAGACAUCAUCAUCACAACCAGCGUUCUCCCCAAGUUCAUAUCUGUGGGCUUACUGAAUGACAUUGCCAUUUCCUACUCAGGGUGCUUCUUGCAGCAGAACACCUAUUUGUCAUUUCAAACGGUUGAGAGUCUUCUGCUUGGCGUCAUGGCCUAUGACCGCUACGUGGCCAUCUGUAAUCCUCUGCGCUACAAUGACAUCAUCACUCCCAGAACAUGUGCUGUACUUGCAAUGUGCACCUUGAUAGCAGGAAUACUCAUUUCCUCCUAUAAUGUACUACUUGCAUCUCAAUUAUCUUUCUGUGGGAGCCACAUCAUGUUCUGGUUUUGUGAUUUCCCUCCUGUUAUUGCACUGUCCUGUUCAGACUCAACAUUCCUGCUAUUCUUGGCGCUAGCAUCUGCUCUGGCAAUAACUGUUGUUCCAAUGACUGUAAUUGUUUGGACAUACACUAAAAUCAUUUUAUCAAUUUGCAGAAUAAAAUCUGUAGAUGGCCGUAAAAAGGCCUUCUCCACCUGCUCCUCACAUCUCAGUAUUGUAAUCCUGUUCUAUUUUGCACAUAUGUGUGUCUAUAUAAGUUCCACGGUAAAAAAUGUUCAUCCGAAUGUUCUCAUCUUGAUCUCCAUCAUGAAUUGUUUACUGACUCCGUUUGCGAACCCCAUCAUUUACAGCUUGAGAAACAAAGAGCUGAAGACUGCUAUUCAAAAACACUUCCACAUCAAGGUUUUAAUGUGACCAAAGGGUUUCUCUUGUUUACAUACCCUGUUUAUUCCCCAAUAAUCUUUUUAUUCUUCUUUUGUUUAGAUUUAUGUUGUGAAACACACAGGAUAUAUUUUUCUUUCACAUGUCCUGUCAUCGUGCACCCAUACCUAAGUCAGUGGUCUUGGGACAUUUUAAACAGGCUUAAACUGAAAUCUUUGCCAUUUUGCAUGUCUUUGAGACUUUUCUUUCUAAAAGUGUUUUU
Messenger RNA from Anguilla anguilla (European eel), 1222 nucleotides. RefSeq names its product putative gustatory receptor clone PTE01. Gene Ontology annotation, cellular component: membrane. The transcript is spliced from 2 exons. Bases 1 to 993 code for a protein of 330 amino acids. The record is from RefSeq and is a predicted model, not a curated record. Gene Ontology annotation, molecular function: olfactory receptor activity; G protein-coupled receptor activity. NCBI's taxonomy places the organism in Eukaryota, Metazoa, Chordata, Actinopteri, Anguilliformes, Anguillidae. Gene Ontology annotation, biological process: G protein-coupled receptor signaling pathway.